AUGCGACCCCGUAUUUUAAAAUUUGUUUUGUUUUCAAUUAUUAUUUGUUCUUUUGAAUAUGCCCAAAAUGAAUUAUACUUUAUAAACAAAAGAAACAUAUAUCUUGAAAGGAAUAUAAUAAAUUUUAAAAAUAAUAGGAUAUUAUCAGAUGCAGAAAAACAAUUCGAUUUGAAUAAUUUUUGUGAAUCAACUUUAAGUCUUGUAAAUCAAUUUAAUGACUGUAAUGAUGAUGACAAGAAUAUAAUAAAUAUUCGAAAUCUUAUAAAUUCACAUAUAAAUAAGUGUAAAGAAAGCAAUAUAUUACUCGAUUUAAAUAGUGUAGAUGAAAAAACGAAAAAAUUAAUUCAUAAACUUCGAAACGAAUUAGAAAAAGUAAAACAAGAGAUUGAUAAUAUAAGGAACAGUGAAUUAGAAACACAACCGAUACAAAAUAAAAGAAUAACAAUAAAAUAUGAAAAUAAUUCUGUAUCAGAACAUGAAGACUUUAACGAAUUGGAAAAUUGUGAAACUAUUUUGGAGGACGAAUGUGAUAAUUUUGAAGAUGAAUAUAAUGAAAUUACAUCAAGUAAUACUUAUAAGGAAAUAAAAAUUAAUGAACAGAUACAAAUAACGGGAAUAAAAUACGUUGUGGAGAGUGUUGCAUAUAUAAUAGCUUGUUUUACGUUUCUAGGUGCAGGAGGGAUCUACGUAGUAUUAUUACAUAUACCGUAUAUAAUUUCCUUGAUUAGGAAAUUGUAUAAACUCGUUAAAUUGGGAAUAGAAAGAACAAGAUAUAAAUAA
Plasmodium vinckei vinckei is the source of this 780-nucleotide messenger RNA. Its product is annotated as fam-b protein. The transcript is spliced from 2 exons. The record is from RefSeq and is a predicted model, not a curated record. Bases 1 to 780 code for a protein of 259 amino acids. NCBI's taxonomy places the organism in Eukaryota, Apicomplexa, Aconoidasida, Haemosporida, Plasmodiidae.